Molecule: messenger RNA, 435 nt
Organism: Plasmopara halstedii
Lineage: Eukaryota; Oomycota; Peronosporomycetes; Peronosporales; Peronosporaceae
Exons: 4
Coding region: 1-435 (144 amino acids)
Source: RefSeq, a predicted model, not a curated record
AUGGUAGCCUUUUCUAGCUCUGAAGGUCGUGCAACGCUCUUCUUUCCCAGUGAUGGCACGUGGUUCCAAGGUUACUUUAUUUGCGCGUCAACUCGAGUGCAACUGGGUUUGAUGGGCGAAGAGAUCGCUGUCGAUGACUGUAUGGCGUGUCCAGAUGGAGGAUAUCAGGAAUUUCGACUCACAAUCUUGCAUUUUGAUUUGAAGAAAGAGACUCAAGUGAUUGUUGGAAAAACUGGAGGAACUUUGUGCCAACUAACUGGUGAUAAUGUUCAUUUUCGCUCAUCUAUUUCAUUAACAGAUGACAAGGCAGUUGAAGCUAUUGAUAAGUACUUUCCGAGUAUUGCUGAACGUGUUAAUCACAACGUGAGUUUACUGCAAGAAUGUACUGUGUGCUUUGGAGACAUGGAGAUAACAGAGCUGAUCUUUCCCUCGUAA